AUGUCUUCAACUCGCUUGGAUGGUUAUAUCACCAGUUCCAUCGCUCUUUUGGAGGCAAACCCAUCUUCAACGGUGGUGAGUAUACGAUACCAAAGUGGAGCCAAAGCUGGGAAAGUUACCUUCCGUACAACGAAUGCCCAAUUGCUAGCACAUCACAAGUUUUCUACUUCGAAAUCCAAAGACGUUUCGAGACUGUUAAGUGCAUUGGGACCUCGUGGUGUAUCGAUCCAAUCACCUAGUAAAGUGGCCCGUCAGCGUAAAAAAUUGGACGCUAGAGGCCCAACUGAUGCGGGUGGCAUGGUGACGCUAAUGACGAACGUUGAUAUUCCCGAGGCAGUGGAAGAGACUCCUCAGCCGAAACCAGCAGGCAAAAAGAAGAAGAAGGGUAAAAAGCGCUAA
This is a messenger RNA of Lachancea sp. 'fantastica', 399 nucleotides long. NCBI's taxonomy places the organism in Eukaryota, Fungi, Ascomycota, Saccharomycetes, Saccharomycetales, Saccharomycetaceae. The record is from the annotation of a GenBank genome assembly.